Messenger RNA from Aspergillus fischeri NRRL 181, 1695 nucleotides. Its product is annotated as chaperonin-containing T-complex subunit CCT7. Bases 1 to 1695 code for a protein of 564 amino acids. Gene Ontology annotation, biological process: protein folding. NCBI's taxonomy places the organism in Eukaryota, Fungi, Ascomycota, Eurotiomycetes, Eurotiales, Aspergillaceae. Gene Ontology annotation, molecular function: ATP-dependent protein folding chaperone; ATP hydrolysis activity; ATP binding. Gene Ontology annotation, cellular component: chaperonin-containing T-complex. The record is from RefSeq and is a predicted model, not a curated record. The transcript is spliced from 6 exons.
AUGGCCUUCGCAGGCCAAGCACCCACCAUCAUUGUGCUGAAGGAGGGCACGGAUACCUCUCAAGGAAAGGGCCAGAUUCUUUCGAAUAUCAAUGCGUGUGUCGCAGUGCAGUCUACGAUCAAGAGCACUCUCGGACCGUACGGAGGAGACCUGUUGCUCGUUGACAGCAAUGGCAAGCAGACUAUCACCAACGAUGGAGCGACAGUAAUGAAACUUCUGGAUAUUGUCCACCCCGCCGCUCGCAUUCUCACCGAUAUUGCGCGAUCCCAAGAUGCCGAAGUUGGCGACGGAACAACAUCGGUCGUCGUCUUGGCUGGUGAGAUUCUGAAGGAAGUGCGGGACCUUGUGGAGCAAGGCGUCAGUUCACAGACCAUCAUCAAGGGUCUACGGAAAGCGAGCGCUGUGGCCGUCAACAAGGUGAAGGAGAUUGCGGUGGAUAUCCUCGAUGCCGCGGGCAGCGAGGAGAAGAAGUACGAGACGCUGCGGAGGCUUGCCGGUACAGCGAUGAACAGCAAGCUGAUCAAGCGUAAUUCGGAGUUUUUCACCAAGAUGGUCGUGGAUGCCGUGCUGUCGCUUGACCAGGACGAUCUGAACGAGAAAUUGAUUGGUGUCAAGAAGGUCACCGGUGGUGGCCUCCAGGACUCCCUUUUCGUCAACGGUGUCGCUUUCAAGAAGACCUUCUCCUACGCCGGUUUCGAGCAGCAGCCCAAGUCUUUCAAGAACCCCAAGAUCGUGUGCUUGAACGUGGAGCUCGAGUUGAAGAGCGAGAAGGACAACGCGGAGGUCCGGGUUGAGCAGGUUUCUGAGUAUCAAGCCAUCGUCGAUGCCGAGUGGCAGAUCAUCUACAACAAGCUCGAGGCCAUCUACAAGACCGGCGCCAAGGUGGUUCUCAGCAAACUGCCUAUUGGUGAUUUGGCCACGCAGUACUUCGCUGAUCGCGACAUCUUCUGUGCGGGUCGUGUUUCUGCGGACGAUAUGGACCGGGUGUGCCAGGCGACCGGUGCGGCGACGCAGUCGACAUGCAGCGAUAUCCAUGACCGUCAUCUGGGUACCUGCGGCUCUUUCGAAGAGCGCCAGAUUGGUGGUGAGCGUUACAACAUCUUUUCCGAGUGUCCCGGGGCCAAGACCUGCACGCUCGUGCUUCGUGGAGGAGCCGAGCAAUUCAUUGCGGAGGUCGAACGGAGUCUGCACGAUGCUAUCAUGAUUGUGAAGCGUGCUCUACGCCACACAACCAUCGUUGCUGGUGGUGGUGCCUGCGAGAUGGCAGUGUCGCAUUACCUGCAUGACUUCGCCCAGAACGAUCCCUCCAAGCAGCAGGCCGUCAUCCGGGCAUUUGCCAAGGCGCUCGAAGUGAUUCCCCGUCAACUCUGCGACAACGCUGGUUUCGAUGCCACCGACAUUCUGAACCGACUCCGUGUGGAGCACCGCAAGGAGAAUACCUGGGCUGGUGUGGACUUUGACAACGAGGGUGUUCGGGACAACAUGGCCGCCUUUGUGUGGGAACCCAGUCUGGUCAAGGUCAACGCUAUCCAGGCCGCUGUCGAAGCUGCCUGCUUGAUCCUCAGUGUAGACGAGACAAUAAAGAACGAAGAAUCCCAGCAGCCACAGGCGCCGGCGCGCGGUCUUCCCCCUGGAGCUGCCCAGCGUGCCCUUGGAGCAGGACGUGGACGCGGCAUGCCCAGACGGGGACGGUGA